AUGGCAAUGAUGGAAAAGGACGAAAAGACCAUCGAUGCCGCGUCCGCCUCCUCGACACCAAGCAUACAAGAACAAAUACCCGAAGGCCAAGGCGAUGUCAAUGCUACAGCAACGUCAUUUCACCCAGAUUGGCGCUUCUACAUGGCCUUCGCCUCCAUCUGCGUCAUCACCCUCAUGGCCGCUCUCGACGCCACAUCCCUCGCAGUCGCAAUCCCUAGGAUCGUCACAGCCCUCCAUGGCACGGCGAUCGAAGGCUUCUGGUCUGGAACAUCCUUCCUUCUUUGUAGCACCGUGUUCCAGCCUGUCUUCGGCUCUCUAUCAGAUAUCUUCGGUCGGAAACUAAUGGUCUAUAUCUCCCUGGUCUACUUCGGCCUUGGAGCAAUCCUAGCGGCUGUCACACACGGCUCCAUGACGUUGAUGCUGGUGGGAAGAUCCAUCCAAGGUAUAGGCGGUGGUGGGAUACUGGUACUGGGCGAAAUCAUCGUCACGGAUCUGGUCCCUCUUCGCUUCCGUGGUAAUUUCUACAGCUUGCUCGGCGCCAUGUGGGCAAUCGGAAGUGUGUCUGGACCUCUUGUCGGUGGUGCUUUCGCUACGGGUCGUGAACUCUGGAGGUACAUUUUUUGGAUCAAUCUACCAUUCAUCGCGAUUGGUGCGCCUUUGGUUGUAUUCUUCUUGAAUCUACACUUCAAGAAUACGACCUUGGUGCAGCAGCUACGAAGAGUCGACUGGGUGGGCGGUUUCCUGUUCAUUGCUUCCACGACCGGCUUUCUGAUUCCCCUCUCAUGGGGCGGCGUAAUGUACAGCUGGUCGUCAUGGCGGACCUUGGUGCCACUCCUGAUAAGCGCCGCAGGCAUGAUAGCUUUCGUAAUUUGGGAAGAGCUGUAUGCCGUGGAGCCAUUGAUUCGGAUCUCCGUGAUGAAGACCAGGACCACGGCUGUGACGUACCUCGGCGACUUCUUGCAAGGCCUGUUGCUGUGGGCGAACCUCUACUACAUGCCAAUAUAUUUCCAAGCUGUGAAAGGCGCAUCUCCCAUCACAUCAGCUAUCGACCUCUUUCCGGGGACACUUACGGUGGCACCUACCGCAAUCAUCGUCGGUGCCACCAUUUCGAAACUUGGCACAUACAGAUGGGCCAUCUGGGGCGGCUGGGUCCUGGUAACGAUUGGUACCGCGACCCGCGUGGUCAUGCAUGUCCAUACCCCAGUCGCUGUAUGGGUGACAAUCAAUCUGAUCUCUGGUAUUGGACUUGGAAUGCUCUAUCCAUCAAUGACCUACGCAGUCCAGGCUGCUGUACCCAACAAAGACCAAGCUUACGGCGUGAGCUUAUUCACCUUCUUCAGAGCAGCUGGUCAGUGUGUCGGAGUGGCAGUCGGCGGCACAAUCUUCCAGAACAGUAUCAAGCGCCAGAUCCUCCGUCAUCCUUUGAUCGCUGAGCAUGCUCAGGAGUGGGCAGCAGAUGCUAGCGCACUCGUGGAGGUGCUGAAAAGGAUGGCCGCCAGUCCUGCCAAAGAUGCGUUGCUGGAUUGCUUUGCACAGGCACUGAUAACGGUAUGGUUGGUGAUGACGGGGCUGAGCGUAAUCGGCCUGAUCUCCAGUCUAUGGACGCAGCAUAUCGAUCUCAAUCGCGAGCUGGAGACUGAGCAGGGCCUGCGGCAGAAGGAGAAAGUCGCGCGAAGUUCGGCAUGA
Messenger RNA from Recurvomyces mirabilis, 1686 nucleotides. RefSeq lists its product as uncharacterized. Gene Ontology annotation, cellular component: plasma membrane. Gene Ontology annotation, biological process: transmembrane transport. Gene Ontology annotation, molecular function: transmembrane transporter activity. Lineage: Eukaryota; Fungi; Ascomycota; Dothideomycetes; Mycosphaerellales; Teratosphaeriaceae. The record is from RefSeq and is a predicted model, not a curated record. The transcript is spliced from 4 exons. Bases 1 to 1686 code for a protein of 561 amino acids.